This is a messenger RNA of Petromyzon marinus (sea lamprey), 3128 nucleotides long. The record is from RefSeq and is a predicted model, not a curated record. NCBI's taxonomy places the organism in Eukaryota, Metazoa, Chordata, Hyperoartia, Petromyzontiformes, Petromyzontidae.
GGCUGACAGCUCUCACUUUCCGCCGCGUCUCUCCGUCUCUCUCACCUCGACCGACGCACGCACUCACCACGCACUCACCCACGAACUCACCACGAACUCACCCACGCGGUCUCCCACCACUGACCCGGACUCGAACUCGGACCUUGAUCUGCGGGAGCUCGGAACGACCGCGGGCCUCUGGUGCGAUCGCCAAGGUUCCAGCGUCACCGGCCGGCUGACAAUGGAGGUGCCGUCGGUGAUCCUCGUCGCCUUCCUGGUGCUCUUCUCCACGAUGAUCCCUGCGGAGUUCGUGCAGGGGGCACCACUGCCACGACGCCAGCACGGGGCGGCGCGCAAAGCAGCUGCACGUCCGAAGAACGCGCUCCGUCAACUGCUGACCCCGCAGGGAAAGGAGCUUGGCCUGCAGCGCAUGAAGAGGCAGCCGGCGGAGGAGGAGGCGGCCUCGGACACGGAGGGGGCCGGGGGAGAUCCCCCACAGGCCCCGCCAGAGAUGGACGGGGUCCUGGCGCCCGAGUUCUACCCCGUGGGUCAGGCCGAGCCGGUGGAGCCAGGCCUGCACAGCAGUGAGCCCGAGAGGCACGGGGGCAGGGAGGAGGAGGAAGAGGAGCAAGAGCGGGGCGGCGGUCAUCGUGAAGACGACGACGACGACGACGACGGCCAAGACAGGGGACAGCAGCGCUGGCAGGACUACAGCGAGCCCGACGAUGACGACGAGUCGCGCAGGGGCGGCGGCGGCGGCGGCCACUACGGCCACUACGAUCGCGCCCGCGCCGAGGAGGAGGAGCAGCAGCGACAGGAGGAGGAGGAGAGGCGCCGGCGGCAGCAGGAGUCCUACGAUCCCUACGGGGGUCACCGGGAAUCCCAUGAAGGUCACCAGGACGGCUAUGGCGGUCACCAGGACUCGUACGGAGACCACCGCGACCCGUACAGCAACGAGUACAACCCGUACUCCAGCUCGCGCAGCUACAACCCCUACCACGAGUACCAGCAGCAGCAGUACGAGCGCAUGCGCGAAUACCAGGACCGCUACAUGCGCAUGAUGGAGGAGCUGGGUGUGCCGGGCGUGUGGGUGGACGGGCGAUUCCGCCGGCAGGACAAUGCCGACCAAGAGGGCGUGCACGACGCCUACUAUGCCGCCCGGGGCCCCCACAGUCGCCACCCCUACGACUACUGAUGCCACCACCGCCACCACCACCAGCACCACCAGCACCGCUAACACGAUCGCUACCGACGCAUCACGAUGACCACUAUCGACACAUCACCACCAACUCCACCAUCACCGCUUUCAUUGCCCCUGCCGACACCACCACCAGCACCAUCGCCGCCGCCACCAGCACCACCAACACGACCACUGCCAACAACGCCGCCAACAACACCGCCACCCACCAGCAAAACCAACUCCACCAGCACCACCAACAAGACCACUGCCAACAACGCCGCCAACAACACCGCCACCCACCAGCAAAACCAACGCCACCAGCACCACCAACACGACCACUGCUGACGCAUCAUCACCACCACCAUCACCGCUCUCACUGCCAACACCAGCGCCACCGUUAUUAUAAUUGCUAUCGCUACCACCAGCACCGCCAACCUUACCAACACAUCAUCCACCACCACCGCUCUCACUGCCACUGACAACACGGCCAUCGUUAUCCCAAUUGCUAUCGCCACCACCACCAGUAUCACCAUCACAAUCACCACUGCCAUCAACAAUGCCACCGUCACCACCGCCAUCACCAUCACCGUCCUCACACCGUAACCCACACUCCACAUCCGCUGUAAUCGGAUUGCCAGCAGGCCGGCGCGUGCCGGCAACCCCUUACGAUGACUCCACUCUCACCGUGUCGUCGGAUUACUACCGGUAAGCUUGUCCCGGUUGAUUACUUGUGAUCGUUGUUCGUCGUUGAGAAUGUUUCUAAAAUGAGUCAAAAGAACAAUUGACGGGUGGUGGGGCGGGGGCGGCUAAUGGUGGAGUCUUAUCACGUGGGUUAAUGUGAGGACAACCAUGAGCUAUUGAUUACUUUUUAAAAGUAACCCUACCCAACGCUACUCACACAUUAACCACCUCUGCCUUCCCGGUAACGCUAAGCCGACAUUGGUGUGUGGUCGGAAUCGUUGGGCCAAAGCGGGGUCCAGAGACGUUGCUCUAACGUUUCCAUGUACUGUGCACUGCAGGGGUUGAUAUACAGGGAGUGCUUCAAAAAAAUGUGAACACUUCAGAGAAUUUGCAACAACACCACGUGAUAUGUGCUGCUGCCACCGGGCGCUGGGGACCACGUGGAGAAGAUUCCAGGCCACGUGUUGACAACGAUGACGAGCAAGUGGGAGACUCUUUGACUUGAAGCUAUUAACAUUACAUUUGUUAUCAUGUUACAGUGUCAUUAUCCGUUCGUCCAUUAAAAACGACAGUCCCAUGUAAGUGUUCACAUUUUUUUUAAGCACCCCUGUAUAUCACCCCGACAUUCACCGUCUCGCGGGCUCAUUAACGCCGCUCUCAUUCUCUCCUCCACCUCAUCACCCGUCAGCCUCCCCGUCUCAUAGCCACGGUGGCGAGAUGUUAACUACCUCGCCUGGUAUGCAGGAGGUCGCGGCGUUCGAUUCCGACCCUGACGCCUGCUGCUGUAUAUUUGGAGUUUGCAUGCUCUCCCCGUGGUUGCGUGGAUUUUUAUUUUUGGGUGCUAUACAUUUCCACGCGAUAAGCCACUUCGUUGAGCUAUCACGUGUGGCCAGGUCGCUUCUGAAAAAGGAGCUAUAUAGCUCAGUGGGCCUUACCGGGUAAAAUAAAAUAAAAAUUGUUUAUAACCAACAAUGUCGUCCAUAGCCGUCUGAACAACGUGCAAUCGUCGACCCGCACUGCGUGUGUACAAAAAGUUAUCGGGCCGUAAUCAUUCUGCGAAAAAAAACCCCACCAGUUCCUGAAGAGCUAGAUCGUAACGUUGUCUUACAUUACCAAUACAUCUAACAAAUGUGACUUGAGACAAUGUAUAACCUGCGUAAUGCAGAUCUUCAGGAGCUGGUGGGGGGCGGGGGACGCUUAAGGCCAAGAGCUUUGUUGUACCGCAACAAGGUGCAGCGUGCUUUGUGCGUUGCAUAAAAACGUCUGGGCUUGUUGAGCCUGCAACCGA